Messenger RNA from Selaginella moellendorffii, 1917 nucleotides. Its product is annotated as methionine--tRNA ligase, chloroplastic/mitochondrial. Gene Ontology annotation, molecular function: methionine-tRNA ligase activity; ATP binding. The coding region runs from base 91 to 1839 and encodes 582 amino acids. Lineage: Eukaryota; Viridiplantae; Streptophyta; Lycopodiopsida; Selaginellales; Selaginellaceae. The transcript is spliced from 12 exons. Gene Ontology annotation, biological process: methionyl-tRNA aminoacylation. The record is from RefSeq and is a predicted model, not a curated record. Gene Ontology annotation, cellular component: mitochondrion; chloroplast stroma.
GGACCGUCGGCUCAAAACGAAUUUGGACCGUCGGUUUCCUGGCAUAUUCGUCAGGAUUUUUGGGAUGAGCCCUAAACCCUGGCGCGCGGAAUGGUCCAGUGUUUGUAUUCCUCUUCCGCCGCUGCCGCCCCCAAUCUCUGCUUCUCUUUGCGAUGCUCGCGUUGGAUCUUCAGCAGAAGCGCCAAAUCGGCCGCGGCGAGGAGGAAUUCCGCCGCAUUCACCAGUGUAAGAGCAGAGAAGGAGAACGAUCGCGAUGGGAGGACGUUUGUGGUGACGACGCCGCUGUAUUACGUGAAUGCGGCGCCACAUAUGGGCAGCGCCUAUCCCACCAUCGCCGCGGACGCAUUCGCGAGGUUCCAGAGGCUCCAAGGAAGGAAUGUCGUGUUUGUGACCGGCACGGACGAGCACGGCGAGAAGAUUGCCACUGCUGCCGCUGCGAAAGGCCGGAAACCAAAGGAACAUUGCGAUUUGAUUGCUAACGAGUACGCAAGUCUUUGGAAGGAUCUCAAUAUAUCUUACGACAAGUUCAUUCGUACCACAGACGAAGCCCACGAGCGCGCGGUGGAACAGUUUUACAAAAGAGUUUAUGACAAAGAGGAUAUCUACUGUGCCAACUAUGAGGGACUAUACUGUGUAAAUUGCGAGGAGUAUAAGGAUGCCAAGGAUUUGAUCGAAGAACACUGCUGUCCUAUCCACAGAAAGCCUUGCGUAGAGCGCAAGGAGAAAAAUUACUUCUUUGCUCUAUCGAAGUAUCAGUCACGACUGGAGGAGCUCUUGUCUACCAGGCCUGCCUUUGUGAGGCCUCCAUUUCGGAUGAAUGAGGUGUUGGGAUGGGUGAAGGAAGGUCUUCACGACUUUUCUAUCUCCAGGGAAGCCGUAGAAUGGGGAAUCCCUGUACCGACGGACAAGAAGCAGACCAUUUACGUGUGGUUCGAUGCACUACUCGGGUAUAUUUCAGCUCUACUCGAUGGAAAAGAAGUGACACCUGAAAAUGCAGCCGCUUCUGGCUGGCCAGCUUCAGUUCAUAUCAUUGGAAAGGACAUAUUACGCUUUCAUGCCGUUUAUUGGCCUGCAAUGCUUUGGUCAGCGGGGUUUGCAAUACCAGAAACAGUGUUCGGCCAUGGAUUUCUCACAAAGGAUGGCUUGAAGAUGGGAAAGUCUCUAGGCAACACAAUCGAGCCACAGGAGCUGGUCUCGAGAUUUGGAGUUGAUUCUGUGAGAUACUUCUUUCUGAACGAGAUGGAAUUUGGCAGAGACGGCGAUUAUUCAGAGGAGCGGUUUAUAACCAUCGUGAAUGCACAUCUAGCCAACACAAUCGGAAAUCUUCUCAACAGAACGCUUGGUCUUUUGAAAAAGAACUGUGCGUCAACAAUAUCAGUCGACUCGGAGUCCAUCCCGGAAGAAAAUCCCGUGCGGGUAUUUGCUGAGGCAGCUGUUGCACGCGCGAAGAGACGCUACUCUGAGCUUCAUUUCUCGUCGGCCUGUGAGGCUCUACUAUCCUUAGCGAACACGGGAAACGCUUACUUGGAAGAGCGCGCUCCAUGGACGGGCUUCAAACAAAAAGCAACUCCAGCAGCGGAGGCAGCGGCAAAGGACUUGGCCGUGAUCUUGGAGUCCGUGAGAAUUCUCUCGGUGGCACUCUCGCCAGUGGUACCAGAUCUUUGCAAAAGAAUGUGGCUACAGCUCGGUUAUCAAGACGAGCAUUUCAACCAAAUCUCUUGGGACGAUACAAGAUGGGGUGGUCUCAAAGCUGGCCAGCUCGUCGCUACUCCAUCGCCAGUAUUCCCAAAGAUCGAAGCCGAAGUGGCCGAUAGUAGCCUCGCAAAGGCUGCCGUCUAGAUUGUAAGCUGAAUAUCCUCUCGAGCAGAAUAUUCUCUUGCGGCUCUUAAGCAGAAUAUCCGCCUUUAUAUCCGUUUA